AUGCAGGUUGAGGUCGACGAAAGGGAAGACACUGAGUGGAACGACAUUCUCCGCCAACAUGGUAUCAUUCCCGAGAAACCCAAAGACCCAGAACCUCUUAUUCAAGAGGCUCUGAUUGCUGCGCAGCACAGAGCGCACGAGAACCGUCUCGAAGACAAGGACCUUGACGAGCUGGACGCACUGGAAGAUGAGGAAGAUGAAGAUUUCCUCGCAGGCUACCGUGAGAAACGACUAGCCGAGCUCUCCAAGCUCCAAAAGACCAGCUUGUUCGGCCAAGUGUACCCGCUCCAGAAAGUCGAUUACGCCCGCGAGGUCACGGAGGCCUCGAACAGUGCUUUUGUUCUGGUCAACCUCACAUCAAUGGGCGGCAACGUCGAAUCGCGCGUGUUGACCGAGCUUUGGCGGCAAUUGGCUACCAAGUUCGGUGAUAUCAAGUUCUGUGAGAUUCGCGCCGAUAUGUGCAUUGAGGGUUACCCGGAGAAGAACACGCCCACAAUUUUGGUGUACAAGGAUACGGAGAUUAAGAGGCAGCUUAUCACACUGCAGCAGUUGAAGGGUCCUCGGACCAAGGUCGAAGACGUUGAGCGUUUGCUGGUUGACCUUGGUGCAUUGAAGGAGAGCGAUGUUCGUCUGAAGAAGCGUGACGACGAGGAGGACUACAAGACAGCUGAUGACUUGAACGUUGAAGAUUAUGAUGACGACUGGGAUUGA
Messenger RNA from Penicillium brevicompactum, 711 nucleotides. Its product is annotated as phosducin family protein. The record is from RefSeq and is a predicted model, not a curated record. Lineage: Eukaryota; Fungi; Ascomycota; Eurotiomycetes; Eurotiales; Aspergillaceae. Gene Ontology annotation, cellular component: cytoplasm. The transcript has 4 exons. The coding region runs from base 1 to 711 and encodes 236 amino acids. Gene Ontology annotation, biological process: protein folding.